AGUGGCAACCAAACAAGCCCCGGCUCCCGACGCUUCUCCCACCUCCCCUUCCCGGCUUCCCCUCUCUGGCUGGCCUCUUCGCCUGAACCCAACCAACACGGCCGGGCCCGCCGGCCGCCGCAGGAGUGCAGAAGCUUCCCCAAUCCUCCUCCCCCUCUCGCGCCUUCUCCUCCUCCACCCCACCUUUCUGCUCUCCAGCCGCUUCGCUUCGCUUCCCUUCCCUUCCUUUCCUUGGCGCGCGGCGCUAUAUAACCGGCGGCUCCGCGCGCUCCGGCGGAGACCGACCCGACCUUGACUUCAUGGGGCUCGAGAUGGAGGAUGUUCCUGCGGCCGCGGCCGCGGCCGCUCCUGCGGCGGCGAGGGAGCAGGGGGUGGAGAUAUACCCGCUCAGCCGCUACUACUUCGGCGCCAGGGACGCCGCCGCCGCGCCCCGCGCCGCGGAGACGGCCGCCGACCGCGCGCUCCGCCUCAAGGCCAACUUCGCCGCCCACGGGCUCCGCACCAGCGUCCAUGGCGUCCUCCUGGUGGAGCUGUUCGAUCACCCGCACGUGCUGCUGCUGCAGGUCCGGAACUCCUCCUUCGUGCUCCCGGGAGGCCGCCUCAGGCCCGGCGAGGAAGAUGUCCAGGGGCUCAAGCGCAAGCUCUCCAGCAAGCUGUCCGUCGUCGUCGACGGCCAUGCCGAUGCCGAGGAGGAUGAGGAUGACUGGCAGGUUGGGGAGUGCAUGGGGAUAUGGUGGAGAUCUGAAUUUGAGGCCAUCCCAUUUCCAUACAUGCCCCCUAACUUCCGCACCCCAAAGGAAUGCAUCAAGCUGUUCCUGAUCAGGCUGCCGAUGUCCCGGCAGUUCGUCGUGCCGAGGAACAUGAAGCUGCUGGCGGUGCCGCUGUCCCAGAUUCACAACAACGCUCAGGUUUAUGGUCCGGUCAUAUCAGGGAUCCCGAACCUGCUUUCCAAGUUCUCCUUGACCGUUAUCAGCGAUUGAGAUUGCGUGUGCAGACCGGAGUUCUGAACUUCACCCUUCAGGAGCGGUUCACCUGUUAGGCUUAGCCAUAGAACAAUGAACAAUAUGCUAUUAUGCAGAAUACGUAGGAGUUUGUUCACUAGCAGCUCAUUCUCGGUGUUGUGUAACGUUUUUCUUUGUUGAUACGGGGCUAAUGUAUUGAUCUGUAUUGCAUAACUUUGCUUUUUUUGCCAUGUCAAAAAGAACCAUCUAUGUACAAUAACUUUCUUGAUUUAUUACUAUUGAUCGUACAAUACUAGCUAA
This is a messenger RNA of Panicum virgatum (switchgrass), 1262 nucleotides long. Its product is annotated as pre-mRNA cleavage factor Im 25 kDa subunit 1-like. The record is from RefSeq and is a predicted model, not a curated record. The transcript is spliced from 7 exons. Gene Ontology annotation, cellular component: mRNA cleavage factor complex. Gene Ontology annotation, molecular function: mRNA binding. The coding region runs from base 300 to 980 and encodes 226 amino acids. Lineage: Eukaryota; Viridiplantae; Streptophyta; Magnoliopsida; Poales; Poaceae.